This is a messenger RNA of Miscanthus lutarioriparius, 2751 nucleotides long. NCBI's taxonomy places the organism in Eukaryota, Viridiplantae, Streptophyta, Magnoliopsida, Poales, Poaceae. The record is from the annotation of a GenBank genome assembly.
AUGGCGGCGCAGCUGACGCCCGGCGCGGUGGCGGCGAUCUCGGAGCACGCCGACGGCGGCAACGGGACGCUGCAGCCGGUGCUGCAGGUGGUGGACGUGCGGAUAGUCCCCAACGUCAAGGGCCCCACCAACCACGAGCGCUUCCGGAUGCUGCUCUCCGACGGCGUCCACACGAUGCAGUCCAUGCUCGCCACCGCCGAGAACGUGCUCAUCCACAACGGCUCCAUCAAGAAGGGCUCCAUCAUCCACCUCCACGAGUUCACCUGCAGCACCAUCCAGAACCGCAGGAUCAUUAUUAUUAUCAAACUUGAUGUUCUGCAAAGCGAGUGCGCCAUAAUUGGAGACCCCAAAGCCUAUGAUGUGAGAAUCCAACCUAAUGAGCAGGGCACCAACUUUGCGGCCAAUGCUGCUCAAGCUAAUACCGGAACAUAUUCCAGCGGCCCUGGUAUGCUGGGAUCUUCUGCUGCUCCAAGGCCAUUGCAAGAUGCUAAUAAUGUACCAUACGGAUCUUCUGCUGCUCCAAGGCCAGUGCAAGAUGCUAACAAUGUACCAUAUGGAUCUUCUGCUGCUCCAAGGCCAGUGCAAGAUGCUAAUAAUGUACCAUACGGUGGAUCCUAUGGUGGUUAUCAGGGUACGGUGGGCCCUCCAAUUGGUCGUGCAGUAGAAUCUGUUCCCAAUGUGGCAUCUGGUGUCUCUUAUGGUACAACUUCAGCACAUAAUAAUACAAUGAAUGUGGGCAUGGUGCAGUCAAACUUGCAGCAGCCUUCACUGAACUCUCACCAGAACCAAAGGUUUGCAGUUCCUUCCAUGGCUGGUGGCAGUGGUGCUCCUGGGAAUACAUACGGCCAACCUGCACAGUCCUUUUAUCAGCAACCGCCUCCAGGGCAUAUGAAUAGAACCCCUGUGUCUAAGAAUGAUGCAAGUCGUCUUGUCCCAGUGGCUCAUUUGAACCCCUACCAAUACACAUGGACAAUCAAGGCUAGGGUGACUGCAAAGACUGAUCUCAGGCACUACAACAACAACAAAGGUCCUGGAAAAGUCUUCUCCUUUGAUCUCCUUGAUGGACAGGGUGGAGAAAUCCGUGCAACAUGCUUCAAUGCGCAGGCUGAUCAGUUUUUUGACCUCAUUGGGGUUGAUAAGGUGUACCUGAUAUCGAAAGGGUCGGUGAAACCUGCAAGGAAGCAGUUUAACUCUUUGAACCACGAGUAUGAAAUAACUCUGGAUUUCAAAUCAUCUAUCGAAGUUUGUGUUGAUGAUGAUAGCAACAUCCCUAGGCAGCAGUAUAAUUUCCGGCAGAUAAGCGAAAUUGAGAACCUUGAGGCAGGUGCUAUUGUGGACUUGAUUGGAAUUCUUACAUCAGUUGGCCCUUCUGCCACAAUAAUCCGAAAGGUUGGUGGCUCGGAAGCCCAGAAAAGAACUCUUCAACUGAAAGACAUGUCUGGUCGAAGCGUAGAAAUUACCUUAUGGGGGAAGUUCUGUGAUGCUGAAGGCCAGCAGCUGCAGUUGCAGUGCGAUUCUGGUUUGAAUCCUGUUCUAGCUUUGAAAGGUGCCCGGGUUACUGAAUUCAGUGGUAGAUCUGUGAACACAAUCGGCUCAACUCAGUUAAAAAUAGACCCAGACUUUCCUGAGGCUGAGAGUCUGCGGCGAUGGUAUGCAACUGAAGGGAAGACAGCUGCUUGUGUUUCUUUGUCAGGGGUAAGUAUGGGCAGGACUGAUGUCAGGAAAGCAGUGGCUCAGAUCAAGGAUGAAGAUCUGGGGCGAUCAGAGAAGCCAGACUUUAUCACUGUUAAAGGUGCAAUUUCACAUCUGAUCACUGAUAAUUUUUGUUAUCCUGCUUGCACCAUGGAGGUGAAUGGUAGGGUGUGCAACAAAAAGGUAAUAAAUAAUGGUGAUGGGACAUGGCAAUGUGACAAAUGCGACCAGAGCUUACCAAAAUGCGAGUAUAGAUACUUGCUGCAGUGCCAGAUCCAGGACCACACUGGGGUCACCUAUGCUACUGCAUUCCAAGAGGCUGGUGUCGAGAUCGUUGGCCACAGCGCCUACGAGCUCUACAACAUAAGAGAAGAAGACCCAGAACGAUUUGCUGAGAUCUUACAGGGGGUUCGCUGGCAGCAGUUUCUAUUCAAGCUGAAAGUCAAGGAAGAGACCUUUAAUGAUGAGCAGCGUGUCAAGUGCAGCAUUAUGAGAGCGGAGAAGCUGGAUCCAGCAAAAGAGAGUUCUUACCUUCUGGGGGUAAUCAAUGGCCUAUUGCAGGAUGAUACUGGCUCACCUUCUGAGGCGCAAGGCGCCAUGGCCUAUAAUUCUGGUCUCAGCAACACUGGCGCUGGACGAAGCGUGCCAACCUCCAACAGUGCCUACACCACCAAUAUGAGUGGUCCAAUAUAUGGGGAGUCCGCGAACCAGUUCGCGCAGCAAGCAAACACGUAUAUCGGGGUGCCCACUCCAGUGUCGGUGACAGGGAAUGUGCAGACCUGCAUGUCUUGCGGGUCAAGUGGGCACAACGCGCAGAACUGCCCUGCAGGCAUGUACAGGCAGCAGCCUGCUGUGAGAACGGCAAGCUCCUACGGCUCUUCGCAGCCUCGUAACGCUGGCCCCAGACCGUGUUUCAAAUGCAAUCAGAUCGGGCACUUUGCUAGCUCUUGCCCACUGCUGGCCCCUGCCCCCCAGCAGCAGCAGCAGUAUCGGAGCGGCGGCGCUUCGUCAGGUGGUUAUGGUCAGCAGCAGCCCUAUCUUGGGGCUACCAACUACUGA